This is a messenger RNA of Acyrthosiphon pisum (pea aphid), 1347 nucleotides long. Its product is annotated as immunoglobulin-binding protein 1. Gene Ontology annotation, cellular component: cytosol. The coding region runs from base 138 to 1181 and encodes 347 amino acids. NCBI's taxonomy places the organism in Eukaryota, Metazoa, Arthropoda, Insecta, Hemiptera, Aphididae. The transcript has 5 exons. Gene Ontology annotation, biological process: regulation of dephosphorylation; regulation of signal transduction. The record is from RefSeq and is a predicted model, not a curated record. Gene Ontology annotation, molecular function: protein phosphatase 2A binding.
AAAAAUUAACCGGUGGUAGGGUUGAUAUGUUGUUGUGCAUCCCAUAGAAUGCAGCUUGCUAACAUUCGGCAUUCCAAAACAAAAUAAACAAAUAAAAAUCACUAUCAAGUAUUCAGGUACUCAGGUCUCCGAGAUCCAUGGUUAAAGCACCUUACGAAUCUGAAACGUUUUUUGUCUUAAUAGUUAAUUUUCAACAUAUUUUAAAAUCUUUAAAAAUGGCGACGACGUCGGUGUCCGUAGAAUUUCAAAACCUCACAUUGUCCGAGUGCUUCGACCAAGGCCUGUCGUCUUACGAGAGUAUUUGCGAGUCCACAGAACCAGCCAAGGAAUCUGGGACGCAGUACAGGAUAAUAAAAUGCAUGAAAAUAUUGGAGCACACUACACAACUCGUAUCCGCGGCGGGCAUGUUCAGCAACAAUGAGACCAUCGAAGAGAUACCAACGGCCGACGUCAAAUACAUGUUAUUGCCAUUCAUUUUGGGGUCUCUGGCCCUAAAACUCACAAACAACGGCAAUAGAUUGGAUGUCGUCAAAACAGCGGAAGUAUAUUUCAGGGAUUAUCUACAGAGGUGUAAAGAUUAUGGAUUGGCUGACCAUACAAUACCACCCGAGUACACAGAUUCUGAAGAAACCGAACAAAAAUUAAUGGAGUCUCAGUUACAGCUGUUGAAGGAACAGAAUGAACGUGAGUCUGAAGAUGACGAAAUGAGAAGAAAGUACAUAGUCUCUUUACUGAAGUACAAUAUUGGCAAGGCUUUGGAAGAAUUAGAUUCUCUUCAAGCCGAAAUGAGAAUUUUACACUAUAAAUUGAAACAUGAAGAUGAAGACAACCCUGAAAAUGCAAAAUCUCAAAAGCUCAAACCUAAACCGUUAAUGCCUAUUAUUAUCACAAAAAAUGAGUUUCAAAAACAAGUAUUUGGUGCUGGCUAUCCGAGCUUGCCAACAAUGACAGUUGAAGAAUUCUGUGAACAACGUAUCAAUGAUGGAAUAUGGCAUUUACCUACUGGUGAUAAUACCAAGUGUUUACAACAACUGUCUGAAGCCUCAGAACCAGAACAAGAAGAUAAAGAAGACAAAAUCAAUGAGGAAGAAAAAGAAAACGAAAGACAACGACUAACUGCUCGCGACGAGUACAAAGAUGACCAUCGCCGAGGAUGGGGUAAUAGGCAUAAUAGAAGUUAAAAGGGCCUGAUAAGAGUCGUUGAUAUUAUAAAUGUAUUAUAUAUACAAAAUGUGUCUGUUUUGUAUGAACUAUAAUACAAAAUUGAUGUAUAAUCCUUUACAAAUACUAUUAAUAUAUUUUUUUAAAUAGCUAUAUUAAAUCCAAAUAAAUUUUAGUUCUCCAAAA